Messenger RNA from Polistes dominula (European paper wasp), 5069 nucleotides. RefSeq names its product DNA polymerase delta. Gene Ontology annotation, molecular function: protein heterodimerization activity. Lineage: Eukaryota; Metazoa; Arthropoda; Insecta; Hymenoptera; Vespidae. The record is from RefSeq and is a predicted model, not a curated record.
CCGCCUGGGAUGCUGUAAAGACGCGCGGUGCCUCUCUGUUCCCAGUAAUUGACAGCUGCCGAAAAAGAAGCGACACGAUUGGACGCGUUUAAAGAAUAGUACUUGCGCGAAAAUAAGUUUAACAGUGUGACACAAGUUUUGCAAGAAGAAGAAGAAGGACUCAUAAAUGUUGAACUGUGUCACUGUAAUGAUUUAACAAAAAAAAAAAAAAUACUAUAAAAACGUGUCGUUGAAACUAUGCGAGUGUGAAAUGAAAGAUCGAAGAAAGGAUCUACGACGUGGCUCGUCAAUGUGGAUUUUACUCUUAACGUGAAUGUGUCUUUUAGAUCUAACAAGGAUUCCGACAUGUCCUAGGGUUCAUUUUCAUCCAUCGUUUUCGUCGAUACUGCUCUGGUCCUUAGAGACGACGAGUAAAAGGACCCGGAUGCAGGAUGAAUCUGGAACAUCAAAAGAUAGAUGGUUGCACUCAGCAACCUUUAUUUUUGACCGGUACUUCUGGAUCUGGUGGAAUAUCAGCUCCCCAACAACAAAACGUUCCAACCAAUGCAACACCUCCUGAACAUUAUGGUGGACCAUUGAGUUUAAGUAUCUGCAUAUCGGAUUCCGGUCACGAGAUACUUAGGCCAAAACCAAGACGUCCUGGUGGUGGUAGCGGACGUGAAGUAUAUUGUCCCCCAUACACAAAGGAUUUUACAGAAAAUCAGAAAAGUGGUGUCCACAAUAUGGUUCAUAUGGUUGCGGAAAGGGACACGGAUAGCGUUGCGCCUACUCCGACCCCUCAACAUCCUCAUCCCUCUCAGCAUCAUCAUCUCAGCUUGCACGAGCUCAGAGUACUUCAGAGGCGACCAGAAUGCGCUGGUAAUAGCUCCUCCGACGAGAAUCGAUCGUCCGGGCACGCAAGCAUGUCGGAUACCGGUGGUCAUACAAGCAGCAGUUCUCCGCCUCAUCGUCAUCACAGGUCGCACAGUCCUCAGCAACUGAACUCUGUGCCGGAAGAUGAUAGAUUGUCAGCUUCGGUUACCCAAAGAAAUGGUAGAAGCAGAUCCGGACAGAAUCGUAACAGACAUCGUGCAACCCCUGCUAAGCUGCAGGUACCAUGGUCGGGUUCUGGUCUGGAGGACAUAAAAUUAGCGAUUCAGCAACUAACCAUGCGUUCCCACAAGUCUUCCUCGACUUAUUCGUCGUUGAGUGGUUCGGAGAGUUCCGAGCCAGCAGUUAGAAGACUGAUGAGACAUAGUAGUUUAGAAACGAUCAACACUAACGUUACCAGUGCUGAUGAAUUCGUUUGGGUCGACUCUCACAAUAGACUGGUCGAGUUGCAACAAUUACCAUGGACUCAUCAUGAUGUAUUACGAGUAUUGCAGAAUGGUCGUACGAGGGAACAUAUGGAACAAGUUUCAAUGGAGACCAUUCCUAGACUAUCUUAUUUGUUACAACGUGCUUUGGUCAGAAUCAGUCGUGAAACUCAACGAUUGGCAAAGCCUAUUGGUCUUUGUAGCAAACACGAAGUCUACAGUGCAUUUAAGAUCGUCCUUUGUCCAGCCUUGGCAGAUUCUUGUACGAAGGCUUGUCUACGAGCAGCUGCUAUGUUUGCUGUGUCCGGCGAUCAGCUGAAGCAAUCGAAGGCAUCUCGUUCGGGACUGCAAUUACCUGUUGGUCGAUUUCUCCGUUGGAUGUCGGACGUUAGGCUUGGAAGAAUGGUGCACGAGUAUGCUGCGGUAUACCUAACGGCAGGUAUCGAAAAUCUCUUGGAAGAGAUUUUGUUGCAGUGUAUGCCAACAGAACCACACACUACUCUAACUGCUACGAUGUUGGAACAUGUAAUAGCAAACAGUGGUGACUUGUGGGGUCUACUACAGCCUUAUGCUCAUCUUAAUGCUGGACGUAUUGCUUCUGGUGCUCUCGCAAUGCCACGUUGGGCAAGCGUGAGUUCACUGAAUUCUUCAUCAUCUUCUCGAAGUGGUAAAGAAGCGAUAGGAUCCACAUUGGAACCAUCCUUUCUAACAACAUGUAUUGGAUCAAUGUCCGAACUAAUCGAGCUCAUAUCGAAGGUAGCACAGUCUGGAAGAUGUCCAGUACCUUUAACAUCUAAAGCUUUGAAUGCUUUGUUCUAUUACAUGAGGUGUUCCCAACUCGAACAUGGCGAGAGAGGUUCGGGAAUACAAGAGUUAGCUUACGAAAGAGCUUAUGUCGUUCUUCCACCAUUGAUCGAGUGGUUACGUAUAGCAGCAGCUCACGCCGAGCAUCGACAUGCUCUUGCCGUCGAUCAGGAUGACAUUAAUCAAGCUGCUAGAUUACUUUUACCUGGCGUUGAUUGUCCGGUUAGACCGAUAUGUUCUGAGGAAAUUACAGUUUGCUCGAAACGUAUCGACGAUUCCGAGUACGUACGUCUUUUGACAACUGACAUGGCUUUCAAGAUGUUGACCAGUGGUCGAGGAGAACUCAUAGCACAGGCUAUGCCAUUGUUACCAUCGACGAAAAUCAACACUGUCAACGAUAGCGGUUUUACUGCAUUGAUGUUGGCUUGUAUUAAUGGAGACGAGCAAGCUGUGGCAGCUUUAUUGGAUGCUGGAGCAGAUUUGAAUAUUGAGAGUCCACCUCCAAGUACUAGUCAAUCGUCUAGCACUCCAUCGAAAGUAUCAUCCACCUCGUCGAGUACUGCUAUCGUGAGAAGUCCUGUCAAUCAGUCGAUGAUGACAACACCAACCAAUAAAAAUGGUUCAACUUCGUCACCGAUUGGUUCUCCUUGUAGUAAUUCGAAUAACGCCUAUUACGUUCAGACCGGAUUCAAUGCUGAAACGCAACACUGGACUGCCCUGACUUAUACAGCAUUGUUAGGUCAUUGUAAUAUUGCUAGAAUGUUGUUGGAAAGAGGAGCAGCUGUAGAAGGUGGUGCAAAAGUCAGCGAAGAUAAGUGUACUGUUACACCAUUACAAGCUGCUACUGCAUCCGGCAACAACGAGAUGGUAGCUUUGCUUUUAGCUCACAGUGCACAACCAUUCUUGUCUACUUUGAUAAAAGAUUCAUUUUCUUACACGGGUUCGGCUCAACGUGGUUGCUAUAGCGCAGUAUCGGUGGCAACGGCACACGGUCAAAGAAGUUGCCUUCAUCAGCUGUUAUCUCAUCCAUUAAAUUUCUCAGCGAAACGUGGAGAAAAAGAAAUCUUGUCUUUGGAGGAAAUACUCGCGGAAGGUAAUGCGAGUACCAAUCCUCAGCAACAAACUGUCGAUGGGAAAAAUGGUCACAGAGAGGGUAAAGAACCGGUGUUUAACAAGUUACAAACGAAGGCACUUCAAGAAGCAAUGUAUCACAGUUCUGAAAGCAAUCAUUUAGACAUAACUAUGGAACUUCGUGGGUUGAAAGUAGGAUGGACUUUGCAUUGUUGGAUGCACAGUCUUGCAACUGCACAUGAAAUGAGAAUAGAUUCGGUUAUAGAUCAAUUGCUUCAAGAUUUUCUACAAGUUUGUCCUGAUGAUUAUUCAACCCAAUUCGUACAGGAAUGUUUACCACUUUUAUUUAACAUAUUUCGUUACAGCAAGAAGGAAGGUACAACGCUUCUUCUUGCUGAUAUAUUUUGCACAUGUUUUGGUUGGGAGCCAAUCAAACCGAUCAGAGAUACAACACUUUCAAGUGGUUCAAGAAUAGAUCCGAAAUUUGUCAAUAAUCCUGAACUAAGUGACGUACAAUUUAGAGUCGAAGGAAGAGUCUUUUAUGGGCAUAAAAUUGUUCUGGUAACAUCGUCACCAAGAUUUCGAAAUAUGUUAAGUUCUAAAUUAUGCGAAGGCAAUCCACCAAUCGUACAAAUCAAUGAUAUCAGAUAUCACAUCUUUCAAAUGGUCAUGGAAUUUCUUUAUCACGGAGGAUGUGCAACUUUGGAAGUCAAUCAGAGCGACGUUUUAGAACUAAUGGCAGCUGCUAACUUCUUUCAACUUGAUGGUUUAUUAAGAUAUUGUGAAGCCCAAUGCUCAGCAAUGGUCGAUUUAGAUAAUAUCGUUUCUAUGUAUAUUCAUGCGAAGGUUUAUAACGCAGCUCAACUCUUAGAAUAUUGUCAAGGAUUUUUAUUGCAAAAUAUGGUCGCACUAUUAACGUAUGAUGAUUCCGUAAAACGUUUAUUGUUUGCUAAAAAAUUACCAAAUCAUGAUGUUCUAGCAGGCCUUUUACUUACUCUACAAGCAAGGAUAAAAGCAAGAAGAUCUCAACAAGUAAAUAAAAUUAAAACGUAGAACGUUUGAAUAUUUGCCAAGCAUUAAAUGCACUGGAGAAUAGUAGAAAUUAAAAAAUAAAAAAAAAAUAUAUAUAUAUCAAAAAAUAAAUAGAUUCGUUCUAGUAACUUUUAUAAACAUAUUGUAAUUAUGAUAUCAAUCAAAUGCUGUUUUAUACAUUCAGUACACCUAAUUUUAAAUAUCAAUUACUUGAAAUGUAUAUUAUAUGUACAUAUCACUUAAAAAAAAAAAAAUAGAAGAAUACUCUUCAUUCGUAAACGAAUAGAUCAAACGUAAUUAGUUUUUUUAAUUGAAAAAAGUUAAAAUUGACAUUGACCAUGUUUCUAGUUUAUUUUUUAACAAUCCAAUAAAAAAGUUCCUGUAUUUGCAUCGGUACUUGUUCAAUCACAUAUUUUUCAUUUGUAAACAGAAGUAAUGAAGUAAACAAAUUACAUAAUAAUAAUAUAUAAUUUUGAUCGAAGUCAAUGACAAUUUUAUGGCAUUUAAUUUAAUUUAAAAAUUGUAAGAAUCUUGGUAAAGAUUUUAGAAUAAAAAGAAAAUCUCGAGCGGGAAUAAACAAUAAAAUGUUAUCACUGUUAAAGUGCUAUUUAUUUAGAAUGUUAAUGAAUAUCUUUAUGUACAAUAUGUAGAUUAUAAUCCUAAUGAUAAUGUAAUUACUUGGAUUUUUGGAUCGUGGAAUGCCUAUAAUAUAAUUAUAUAUGAAAUUGGGUUGGAUUUUCAAAAAGGGACUAUCUCAAUUGAUUUCGUCAUUCAGUUAUAGCCUUUACAUGUGGCAAAUAUGCAUAACAGUCAAUAAAUCCAAAAUUUUUUUUGUAUUCUCAAUGUAUAACACGAAAUGAAAAAAAA